GGGGAAUAAUAUCUACAUUAUGAACCACUACACGAGCGGUGUGAUCCUCUAUGGAGAGAGAACUAAUCAGGAGACAAAGCUUGUCCAAGGUGAACUUUGACAACUACAGAGCCGUUUUAUCCUUUGUGAACAUUGGAAAUAUACACUGGAAGUUUCUGUACAUAAAUGCAGAUGACAGCUGUCUGUAUUUGGUCGAUCCUUCAAGAAACUCUUUGGAGCAGGAAGAGUCUGACCGUGCAGCCAAAAGAUUCCGUGAAUACUUCAAAAUGAGGAGGACAUGCUACAACAAAACAGACUGGGUGAAUGUGAGACUUCGAGGAGGAGUACUGACACAUCCAUUUCAACGGGAUGGUUUUAGCUGCGGAGUAAUGGUCAUCAUGAUGGUCAAAGUAGUAAUGGAAGCAUUCCCAAAUAAACCAGAAAUGACAUUUUUGACGACAAAAAACGAGAUGGCCCAGGCACGAAGGACAUUUGCACAGACAAUACUUGAGGCCUCCGUAUUUGACAGUGACAACAACUGUGCCAUGUGUGCAACGGUGAAACCACCUAAUCCAGGACCCUCCAUCACUGACUGGAUCCAGUGUGAUAACUGCAACCGCUGGUUCCAUUCUGAAGGCCUGGACAUGACAAAUGAACAGCUCAGCAGUGCUCAGAAGACAGAGUGGAAGUGUGUGCUUUGUGUAACCUAAUUCCACACGCAGUGAAAGCUA
This is a messenger RNA of Maylandia zebra (zebra mbuna), 710 nucleotides long. RefSeq lists its product as uncharacterized. Gene Ontology annotation, molecular function: cysteine-type peptidase activity. Gene Ontology annotation, biological process: proteolysis. The record is from RefSeq and is a predicted model, not a curated record. Lineage: Eukaryota; Metazoa; Chordata; Actinopteri; Cichliformes; Cichlidae.